Molecule: messenger RNA, 784 nt
Organism: Tilletiopsis washingtonensis
Lineage: Eukaryota; Fungi; Basidiomycota; Exobasidiomycetes; Entylomatales
Exons: 1
Coding region: 7-375 (122 amino acids)
Source: RefSeq, a predicted model, not a curated record
CCCGCCAUGUCGGCCACACAGCGCAUCUUCCCGCUCCUCAUCGCCGCCACCGUCGGCGUCGUGUCGGGCGCCUACGUCUUCGACCCGCUGCUGCGCCAGUACGUCGCCGAGCGCCCCGCCGUCGCAUCGGCGGCGGGGCGCGAGGCCGACGCGCCGCCCGUGCUCACGCCCGAGGCGCUGGCCAAGCAGCAGCAGGCGCCGCCGCGCACCAUCGCCGAGGAGGGCCGCGCCGAGCUGCGCGAGCUUGCCGAGAAGCUGCAGCGCAAGAGCGAGGGCGUCAAGGAGCGCGCACAGGCGCAGGCACCGGCCGCAGCACCAGCACAAGCAGCCGCGCAGCCGCAGCCCAACAGCGCCGCGCAGCAGAAGCUCGUCUGAGGCGUGGCGUCGUGAUGGCGGAGCAUGGGCCGGGAGAAGAGACGGGCCAGGGCUGCGCAAGCUACGGCCACGAAGCAUGCCCAGCCGCCAUGGAAGGAUGCCGGGCGCAAGCAGCCACGCACGCCAGACGCUUUUCCGCCAGCAACGGCACAUGCAGCGCCGGCACGUCGAGGUCUCGCAAGGCGCAGAACGCCACCAUCAGCGGCGGUGUAGUCACACAACUUCUCGGCUCGCUCACACCAGCACCUGCAAGCGAUACCCAACAUGCAUCACCUUCAGACGUGCAGUGCCGCUCGCGCUCGUCUUCAGCGCCAGCACCAUGACUUGCGCACGACCAAUAAGGGUAUAAUGACGUCUAAUGCACCUGUUGUCCCGAGAGAGUGGAAGUCAGGCUGCAGGCGGAGUGAGG